Messenger RNA from Perognathus longimembris pacificus (Pacific pocket mouse), 1766 nucleotides. RefSeq names its product methionine adenosyltransferase 2B (gene Mat2b). Gene Ontology annotation, biological process: S-adenosylmethionine biosynthetic process. The transcript has 7 exons. The record is from RefSeq and is a predicted model, not a curated record. NCBI's taxonomy places the organism in Eukaryota, Metazoa, Chordata, Mammalia, Rodentia, Heteromyidae. The coding region runs from base 54 to 1055 and encodes 333 amino acids. Gene Ontology annotation, cellular component: methionine adenosyltransferase complex. Gene Ontology annotation, molecular function: methionine adenosyltransferase regulator activity.
CGCGGCGGUUCGGGGCGGGCUGUGGCGGCCGCGGCGGCGGGAAAACGGCGGGCAUGGUGGGGCGGGAGAAGGAGCUGUCCAUCCACUUCGUGCCCGGCAGCUGCCAGCUGGUGGAGGAGGAGGGCAACACCCCCAGCCGGCGGGUUCUGGUCACAGGUGCCACCGGGCUGCUGGGAAGAGCCGUUUACAAGGAGUUUCAGCAGAACAAUUGGCAUGCUGUUGGCUGUGGUUUUAGAAGAGCAAGGCCAAAGUUUGAGCAGGUCAACCUGUUGGAUUCGGAAGCCGUUCACCAAAUCAUUCACAACUUUCAGCCUCACGUGGUAGUCCACUGUGCUGCAGAGAGAAGACCAGAUGUUGUGGAGAGCCAGCCAGAUGCUGCCACCCAGCUGAACGUGGAGGCCUCUGGGAAUCUGGCAAAAGAAGCAGCUGCAGUGGGAGCUUUUCUCAUCUACAUUAGCUCAGACUACGUUUUUGAUGGGACAAAUCCACCUUACUCAGAGGACGCUACGCCGGCGCCGCUAAAUCUGUAUGGUAAAACCAAAUUAGAAGGAGAAAAGGCGGUCCUGGAAAACAACGUAGGCGCGCCGGUGCUGCGCAUCCCCGUGCUGUACGGCGAGGUGGAGCGGCUGGAGGAGAGCGCGGUGACCGUCAUGUUCGACAAGGUGCAGUUCAGCAACAAGUCGGCCACAUGGACCACUGCAGCAGCGCUUUCCCACGCACGUCAAGGACGUGGCCGGCGUGUGCCGGCAGCUGGCCGAGAAGCGGAUGCUGGACCCGUCCAUCAAGGGCACCUUCCACUGGUCCGGCACCGAGCAGAUGACCAAGUACGAGAUGGCCUGCGCCAUCGCCGACGCCUUCAACCUCCCCAGCAGCCACCUGCGCCCAUCACCGACAGCCCGGUCCUGGGCGCCCAGCGCCCCCGGAACGCGCAGCUGGGCUGCUCCAGGUUGGAGGCCCUGGGCAUCGGGCAGCGGACGCCGUUCCGGCUGGGGGUGAAGGAGUCGCUCUGGCCCUUCCUCAUCGACAAGCGCUGGCGGCAGACGGUCUUCCACUAGCUCCCCCCACCCCCGCCCCGCCCCGCCCCCGGCCGCCCUGGUCACCCCGGACGGAGCUCGCUUUGCACGCGCACUCCGGCGGUGACCGUGCGCUUCCUUCCAGGUGAACAACGCUCUUGCACUAGUGACAUGGUCUAAGGCCCCCCUCCCCGGGCCCCCCGCAGCCGCGGUCCUCUGUCUGCUCCUCCCUCUGUUCCGGCUCACCUCACCCCUGCAGUAACUCCCGAGAGCCAGGGUGCCCCCACCCGCCGCCGCCGCGGGCUCCCCGGGGGGGAGACGCGGCCCCGGUGCCUCCCGGAACUGCUGUACCUUCAGGAUCCCUUCUUCCCCUUGUUCUCGUUGCAGCGGUUGACUGGUUGAUUGUUGUAGAGCGCGUGAGGUCGUAUGAAAUCAUUGGUGUUCGUGACUUGCUUUGCCUGAGCUCAGAUCAAAAUGUGUGAGGAAAGAAACUUUAUUUUUGCAACGUAAGUAAGAGUUUUUAUGCCCGGUCAGCACUCGUGUCUGUGGCUGGGCGCCCCGCUCGCAGCCGGACGUGGCAAACACUCCAGGGGGGGUGCGUGUGCGCGCACGCGUGUGGUUUUGUAAUAUAAAUACACAACUGCCCUUUUCACUCCGUGUUGCAGACAUUUCACAUGUUCGGUUAUACUGAUAAUAAUGAGCCUGUCAGUCUUUGGACCACUCCCGAGUGAUAAUAAAUACGUACUGCUGGCA